Leptinotarsa decemlineata (Colorado potato beetle) is the source of this 7183-nucleotide messenger RNA. Its product is annotated as sortilin-related receptor. Gene Ontology annotation, biological process: post-Golgi vesicle-mediated transport. Gene Ontology annotation, molecular function: protein binding. Lineage: Eukaryota; Metazoa; Arthropoda; Insecta; Coleoptera; Chrysomelidae. Gene Ontology annotation, cellular component: Golgi apparatus; membrane. The record is from RefSeq and is a predicted model, not a curated record.
AAUUAUUGUUGUUAUGAUCUUGAAAAAUCAUAGUCAGUGUUGUGAGUCAUUUACGUUAUCAUCAUUGUUCGAUAUUUGACUGACGGUUUUCAUCGCAAAUUAUAAUCUUCAUUGUGUUCCAGUCUGUUUACAAGUAUACUGCGAUUGAUGUUUUUUCUGGAAAACAAUGUAUAAACCAUUUCUCCUAUUACUUUGUGUGUGCAGUUAUAAUCCCGCAUAUGGCAAAUCAAAUAAUGAAUUAAGAACAUUACUCGGAAAUUUGGACUACCCGGAUAAAACAAGAACCCCUUUCAUCGUUGAUUCAUCAGAGUUCGAGGGCUUACCUGGUACUCAACAUCGAAAAAAACGAGAAGUACAAUCAGAAAAUGUGGAUGGAGUAAAAAAGGUAAUCAACACCUUGAAUGAUUCCCACAAACAUCUGAUGGUCUAUUGGGUUGGCGAAAAAAGUAGAGUAGUCAUUUGUCUGGCCCGGGAUCCAGGUCCAAUCGUUCCAGGAAUCAGUGUAAAUUCUCCAUCAACUGUUUUUAUAUCUUAUGAUGAUGGAGAUCAUUAUGAAAACAAAACCGAAAACUUCAAGAUGCCUAACGGAAAGUACGCCACAUUGGAUAAAUUUUAUAACCAUCCGAAAUUCCACACACAUUUUGUAUUCACUGACACAAAUUACAAUUUGAUGUAUUUGACGACCGAUCAUGGAAAAACAUUUGAGACACGACGAUUGAAUUUUACCCCAAGUGAAGUUUCUUUUCAUGAAACAAAGCCUUCUAUAUUCUUGGUUUUGGACAAAAAUGACACAAAUAAUCAGCUUUGGGUAACUGAGGACUUUGGAAAAACAUUUAGGGUAGCUCAUGAAUUUGUCAAAUCAUUUUAUUGGAUGAAGGAUACUAGUGAAAACUACCAAUUGAUUGUACAACGAAUGGAGCCAAAUAAUCUCAGUUCAGUGAUUUAUUCUAGGAAUUUAUUCAGGAGCAGAGCUCAGAUUUAUAGUACUAGUGUCAAAGAUUUAUUCUUCAAAGGAGAUUAUGUAUUUACAACCAAGUUUAAUGCUAAGGGUGAAUUAGUCUUAUAUGCAUCUUAUAAGUUGGGCAAACAGCUCCUAUGUUUGUUUGAUUCUGCUCAAAAAUUUCUGAGCUAUUUCAUAGUAGAUGUAACAGAUAGUAGAGCUCUUAUUGCUGUGAGCCAUUCAAAUACAUCUUCAUCGUUAUAUGUUUCUGAAGGUUUAGGAGGCACUGAUGGUGAAUUGCGGUUUAUGUUAUCGUUGGAGAAUAUUUUUGCUUUUUUCCCCUCUGUUACCUGGCAAAACACUUGGUUAACGCAUGUAUCGGAAGAAGCCUUCGUGGACAUUUAUAAGGUUGAAGGAAUUACAGGAAUUUACAUUGCUUCAAAACUGAUUUACCAGCCGGAAAAUAACUCUUUGAAACCGCAACAUCUGGGAUCUCUUAUUACAUUCGAUUAUGGAUCCACAUGGCGUCUUAUACCCGCACCGGCAACAGACAUUUUGGGACAGUCGACAGGCUGUGUGCUGUCCAGAAAUUGUUCUUUACAUUUGAGUCAGAAAUUCAAUCAAAUCUUUCCUGAUACAAGAACGAUCAGCAUUCUCUCUAGUAAAUCUGCUCCAGGAAUUAUCAUGGCUACUGGUGUCCUAGGAAAAAGUUUGAAAGGUCACUACGGUGUGUACAUUAGUUUAGAUGCUGGUCUGACUUGGCAUCAGACUUUACACGAUCUCAACCUCUUCAAUAUGGGGGAUCACGGAGGUAUUUUAGCUGCUGUUGAAUAUUUCAAAAGUAAAGAAGCAACCAGAAAUAUAAAAUAUUCAAUUGAUGAAGGAGAACAAUGGAAGGAAAUUAGUUUUCAUGAUGAAGGGCUCAGAUUGUAUGGGCUUAUGACUGAACCUGGUGAAAAUACAACUGUUUUCACCAUGUUCGGUUCUCUUCCUGCUAAACAUGAGUGGAUAAUUGUGAAAAUUGAUUUGAAAGGGGUUUUCAAUAGGACAUGUUCAAAGCCUGACUAUAAGAUGUGGUCUCCCAGUCAAAAUACAGAAAGCAGAAGCUAUAUACCUUGUAUUCUUGGACAGCAAGUAACGUACGAACGAAGAAUGCCUCAUGCCUAUUGUUUGAAUGGUUUAGAUUAUGUUCGAGUUGUUUCAAAACAAUCUUGUGAUUGUGAUGUUUUAGAUUAUGAAUGUGAUUUUGGAUUCAUAUCAACUGGAUCCCCAUCUCGAUGUAUUCGUGAUAAAGCACUGGAAAAUUACGAUCCCUAUAAAAUUCCGUCUGAUUGCUCUCCCGGUAAAUUUUACAACAGAACCAAAGGCUACCAAAAAAUAUCUGGAGACGUUUGCAUUGGUGGUUUUGAAUCACACUAUUUGCCCGAUUCUGUACCGUGUCCAAUCAAGGAAGUGGAUGAUUUCCUUCUUUUUGCUCAGCGUGAAAAUAUUUCCCGAUAUAACUUUGUUACAAAGAGGUUAGAAGAACUUCCAAUUAAGGAUUUGAAAAACGUUAUUGCUAUUGACUUUGAUAUGUCUUCUAAUUGUGUAUACUGGGCUGAUAUAGCAGAGGAUACCAUCGGCAGGCAAUGUUUCAAUAACGGCAGCUCAAUGGAAAUACUUGUGUCGACUGACUUGUCAUCUAUUGAGGGAAUGGCUUUGGACUGGAUAUCCAAAACGCUUUACCUCGUUGAUGGAUUUCGUGUUAAAAUAGAGUUGAUCAGGACGAAUAUCAAUCACAGCGGACAUAUGCGAAGAACAAUAUUGAACUCUUCAGUUUUGCGGAAGCCUAGAGGAAUAGCGCUACACCCUCAGGCUGGAUACAUGUUUUGGACUGAUUGGUCAGCGGAGAAUCCAUCCAUAAACAGAGCUAACUUGGACGGAAGCAAAAGCAAGACAUUGUUCGGAAGAGAUAAAGUCGAGUGGCCCAAUGGUAUAACAAUUGAUUACAUCGCCAACAGAAUUUACUGGGUUGACGCCAAAAAGGACUAUAUUGGUAGCAGUGACUUACAUGGAGACGGUUUCGUAAAAGUAGUUGCCGAAAACAAGUUUGUAUUUCAUCCUUUUGCUAUUGCAGUCUUUAAGAAUGACAUGUACUGGGACGACUGGGAAAGAAACUCCAUAUUCAGCGCUGAUAAAGAUAACUUCAAAGGUGUCGAAGUAGUACUUCAGCAAAUGCCAGGGCUGAUGGAUUUAAAAGUGUUCGCCCACGGCAUACAGAUCGGUACGAAUAAAUGCAGUAACUCGUCUUGUCCAUACAUUUGCGUUGGUUUACCUAAAAAUAACUUUGCUUGUCUGUGUCCCGAUGGAUUGACAAUGAAGGACGGUAAAUGCAUGUGUCCUGGGAAUAUAACUCCGUACGCAAAUCUAACAUGUCAGGCUAGUGAGAAUACCUGCAGCUCUGAACAUUUCACAUGCAGCAACAACGUCUGUAUACCUAAAGGAUGGAAAUGUGAUGGGGAGGAUGAUUGUGGUGAUGGUUCUGAUGAGAAGCACUGCUUUUCCCAAACCUGUCCUACUUCGUUCUUUAUGUGUGGAGAUGGAAAGUGUCUUCCCAAUUAUUGGAGAUGUGACUAUGAUAAAGAUUGUCCGGACGGAUCAGAUGAGAUUGGAUGUCCCAAACACAAUUGCACCAUUAAUCAAUUCUCUUGUGAAAAUGGAAGAUGUAUCCAGAUGAACUGGAAAUGUGAUGGUGAGAAUGAUUGCCGAGAUGGCUCAGAUGAAAGAAAUUGUAACCCAGAAAGUCCUGUCCAAUGCAAAAGUGAUGAAUUCCACUGUAAAAGUGGUUCCAUACCUUGUAUACCAUUAACUUGGAAAUGUGACACAGACAGUGACUGCGGUGAUAAUUCUGAUGAAUUGGAUUGUGCAAAUAAUACAUGUUCAGAAGACCAAAUUUCCUGUGGACCGCCCAAUAAUCAAUGUAUUUAUAAAAACUGGAUUUGCGAUGGCGAAAGUGACUGCAGCGAUGGUAGAGACGAAGUUAAUUGCACUACACCUACGCCCGAAUCGCCAAAAAAAACAACUCAUUUUGGUGGUGUGAAUGGUACUUGCCAAAGUUGGAUGUUCGUUUGCAAGAACUUUCGUUGCAUUCCGUUCUGGUGGAAAUGUGAUGGUGUCGAUGAUUGUGGCGAUAACAGUGACGAACUAGGUUGCUCCGAUUUUCUAUAUCCUAUUGGUGACCGAGUAACUACAUACAGACCACCCACAUUAUGCGACAAAAACCAAUUCCAGUGUGCCACAGGUGAAUGUAUACUGUCCGCUUGGGUUUGCGAUGGAAGAUUUGACUGCCAUGAUGGUGAAGAUGAAAAUAAUUGCAGUACUUCCAGUAAUUGUUCCACAAAUCAGUUCAAAUGCCGAUCGGAUGGUAGCUGCAUUUCGGCAUCUUCUGUAUGUGAUGGUCGCCCAGAUUGUCCAGACGAAACAGACGAAAGUUUUUGUGAAAAAAAUCUUCCUGAAGCACCAGCCACUCCCAGCUGUAAUAGGGGACUAUUCCCCUGUGAUGGGACUUGCUAUCCUCUUGCAUUGCUAUGUGAUGGAAAAGUAGACUGCAAAGAUAUGUACGACGAGUUCAAUUGUACUGAUAAAUCCAGAAUUUAUCAGGUUAUGCGGAUGGCUGUUGAAGAAAGAAAUACGAACGAUACAUCUAUUUACCUAUACUGGCAGAUCCAGAGUCACGUAGAUGUGGAACUGGAAUUCCAACCAUCUAUUGUGAAAGCCGGUGAUGGAAAAUGGAAAAAUGAUAGUUGGACUCAAAGUCGAGAACACCAAUUCACAAGUUUGGAACCGUUUACGAAAUAUAACAUGACCGUGUAUGUCCGAGUGAAAAACAGCAGUAUGGUAUUUCCACCUGCAGUAUUCCUUGUUUCAUGGACACGUGAAGGCGUUCCCAGUGAACCUUGGAAUGUUACUGCCAAACAGAGAAAUGGUUCACAUAUUUUGGUUUCGUGGAACGAGCCUCUCAAACCUAGCGGUGUAAUUGAAUACUAUGAAAUAUAUUGGAGUUCCGAAACAUCUCUGGAAACAACUUUGAAGCUGACCGGCAAUGAAACAUCCCAUUUACUGUCUACCGACUUUGAACAUGGUACAACCUACACGUUUUCGGUUGUGGCUUAUAACAAAAAAUAUUCCAGCAAUAAAUCGGAACCAGUUACAUUAGUUUUUGAUGGUCACACAAAUGUCACUGUCAUCAAAAACCUUACCGUAACAGAAGUGGAAGAUGUCAUUUCUCUUUCUUGGACGUACGAUGGUCAAGCUGAUGGAUAUAAUGUGGUUACAGCAGCAGAACGUCCUUACCCCAAUUUCCCUUCGCGAGUUACGAAAACAAAUAAUAUUACUUUAAGGUUGGCACCUGGUGCAAACUACCGCAUUGAGGUGAAUGCCUUCAAAAAAGACUUCAUUGGCCCAUCUGCAGUAAUAUCUUUAAGAAAAUCCGGUAAGGUUCUUCCCGAGGUGAAUAUAACACAGUCUAUUGUGCUGAAAGAAAUUGGCACCACUGUUAAACUCAGCUGGGAUCGUCCCAAGUAUUCGAAAAAAGUCAACUGGGUAUAUGGAGUUUAUUAUGGCUUAACAUUGGAUCAACUGUUUGAAAAACCACGAUACACUACCAGUAACCUAACUGCAAGUAUCACUAACCUUGACUCCUGUGAGGUGUAUAUUGUGGCUGUUGGUUUGAUUGGGCCGUUAGGAUACGGACCACUCUCUAGAAAUCUCAAACAGAUUACAACUGCGGGACAUAUUAAAGCCCCACCAAAAAAAAUUGUAGUUAGUCCAGAUGGAGGUGACCGACUCAGGAUGAAGGUGCAGUGGGAGCCGUCAUGUCCUUCCACCACGCCAGAUUUUUACAUAAUUGAGAUCUAUGAAAAAUCCACCACCCAAACCUGGCACCGCCGCGUCAGUGGAAACAGUCUUUCUUAUCGUGUGUUCAACGUCUCUUAUGGCGGAAUUUACAAUGUUAGGGUAGCCACAGAUUAUCCAGGUGCUACUUAUUCGAAGCCUGUAACAUAUGAAGCGCCACCUAUCUUGCCACCGUUCGAAACUAGCGUGUCUCUAGAAAAUAACGGCAGUUAUAAAGUCAGCUGGCUAGAGAGAAAACUGCCCAAUAACAUCGGAAAGUAUUUUUAUGAAGUUUUAGUGCAAGAAGGUAACAGCUUGAAUGAAACGUAUGCCCAGAAGUUUGUUGUAGAUAAACCCCCUUUCUUCUACACCAACUCCUCUCACCAAACCUAUACUUUCGCGGUCAGAAUCCGAACGGGAAAAGGUCUACAUUCACAAGCUUCCGAGCUGGUUAGCAAGGAGAGCACGUACAUAGUGCAGCCAAUAAACAUGACUGCAGUAAUCGUACCAAGUAUACUCGUGCUCAUAGUAUUGAUCAUGGUCAUUGUAUUCCUAGUUAUAAGAAACCGAAGGUUGCAGAGCAAUUUCACUCGAUUUUCUAACUCCCACUAUGAUAGUAGAUCUGAUGCGGCCACCUUUGAUGACCGCACUUUGGAAGAUGACGAGAGUCCCCAGAUUAGAGGAUUUUCAGAUGACGAGCCCUUAGUUAUAGCAUAGUGAAUGUAUAAAAUUGAGGUGCAUGGUCUCUCUUCUGCAGGGGUUCGAAGAGGAUGACAAACUACAUCUGAUGAUUGGUAUGCUGGGGCUUUUUUUAUCAAAAUUCACAACGGUUUUUUCAUUUAGUACAAAAACAAAUAGAAGUGGCCAUAAUUGUUACUUUGUAAAAAAACCUCAGAAAAGUUUUUGCACCAAUUUCAAGUACAGGGUGUGUAAUAUCUUGUUGAAGUAUGUUGUUUCUUGCCUACUUCAUCCGUUUCAGAAUUAUUUAUGUGCUCGAUACUUUUCCAAUUUCAUAAAAAUUGAAUAAUUUCACUUUCAAAUAUUGUAACAAGUGGUUGAUAUAAACUUUCGCUCAAUAAUGAAGUAAAUUCCAACUGAAAACACGAAGUUAUUUUUUUAAUCUUUCAUUUAAGGAUGUUGAUUGAAUGAAAGUUCAGUAUGUUUGUUUAGAAAGAGAUCAUUCAAUUCCUCGCUGUAUAUUCAUUAUUGUAAAUGUGAUAUUCAUAUUUUAUCUACUGAUGUAGUGUGCUGUUACCAAAGUAUUCCUAAUGUUUUGGGAUUGUCUGUCCCUUUGCAUAUAUUUAUUUUUAGGUUUUAUGGAAGAAAUGUUGAAUCAGCUGAUUUCGGGUGGAAAUAAAUAUUCAUUACAAA